AUGGACACCGAUAAUCGAUUUUUCGAUCGAAUCUUGGCUGUCGUUUGCACCUCGUGCCUAUUAAGUGUGUUGCUCAUUGCAUUUGAAGAGAAAACUUCUUUACAUCAUGAAUCGCACUUGAGAGUUGAUGGACCACCGUAUGAACCUGUCCAAUUGCGCUUGUACCUUGGUGUGCAACCAGGAAAUAAAAACUGUCCACGCGGAAUGUAUCGUCCAAGUGGGGUUGGCAUAACUAUUGGCGAGUGCGAGUUUUGUCCUCGUGGUGUUUAUGGUGAUAGUCCUGGUUUAGAAUCGAAAAGCUGUACGGCAAAGUGUCCAAAAGGGACCUUUAACGAUAAACUUGGCGCGAAGAGCAUCUUAGACUGUAAAUUAUGUCCUGCUGGCGUUUUUGGAUCAAGUACUGGACUUACAAGUAGUCAGUGUUCGGGACCAUGUCCAAACGGCAAAUAUUCGAUGAAUGAAGGAGUUACUUCAAUAAGUGCCUGUAUGGAUUGUCCACCACUCUAUCGCGGACCACAAGGCUAUCGAGGCAAUGAUAUUACGAUGAAGCACGGUGGGGGUUAUCCAUGUAAUCGCUAUCAGUAUGGCAACACUAUAAUCAAUAAUCGUGACAAAAACAACGAUGUUUGGUUGGCUGGAUAUAUUUCGAACGCUCGAAAGUCCGCGAACAAACCGAUCAAUGACGAUACUACGCCAUGGUGA
Plasmopara halstedii is the source of this 702-nucleotide messenger RNA. RefSeq names its product Insulin-like growth factor binding protein, N-terminal. The transcript has 3 exons. NCBI's taxonomy places the organism in Eukaryota, Oomycota, Peronosporomycetes, Peronosporales, Peronosporaceae. The record is from RefSeq and is a predicted model, not a curated record. Bases 1 to 702 code for a protein of 233 amino acids.